Messenger RNA from Rhopilema esculentum, 2220 nucleotides. RefSeq names its product isovaleryl-CoA dehydrogenase, mitochondrial. Gene Ontology annotation, molecular function: 3-methylbutanoyl-CoA dehydrogenase activity; flavin adenine dinucleotide binding. The record is from RefSeq and is a predicted model, not a curated record. Gene Ontology annotation, biological process: L-leucine catabolic process. Gene Ontology annotation, cellular component: mitochondrion. Lineage: Eukaryota; Metazoa; Cnidaria; Scyphozoa; Rhizostomeae; Rhizostomatidae.
GGAGGUCAGGAGAAACGCCAAAGAGAGCAGAAAAGUUGAUACGCUCAGAAAGGUAGCAGAGACACGAAAUAUCGUGUUCAUUGUACAGGUCACAUUAAAGAAGUUGCCUUGGACUAAUUGAGCCAACGCACAGCAAUAUAUAUUUGAAAAGGAAAUGCUAAGGCUAAGAUUUAGCGAGAAUAGAGGACAAUUGACAAAAGCGUCUACCGAAAAUGGGAAAGGGGUGGUUCUCAUGAUUAUUAUGAUAUCAUAAAAAAUUCCAAUCUUUUUAUUUCUAUUUGGUGGGAAGUGUGAAAAAAUUUGAAAUCAUAAAAGUUUGCUGAAAAAUCUAUGUAGACAACGCUGUGCUAUUCUGUGGCUGUGCUGUGGAGGCAUACAUCAGCCUCGUCUCCAAUAUCAGGGUUUUUCAAAAAUGGCGGUCUCCUGGAGAGCUGCUUCUGGCAUACGAAGGUGUUUGUUACCCCUUUGCGCCUGGAUGCCUCAGCUAAGGAUACCUGCGACUCGAAAUAUAUCCAGUACAGGAGUCGAUGAUGUUCUUUAUGGUCUGACUGAUGAUCAAAUUCAGCUUAGAGAAACAAUCUACAACUUUGCAAAAAAAGAGCUGGCUCCUUAUGCAGAUAAAAUUGAUAAGGAUGAUGGAUGGCCAAAGAUGAGGGAAUUUAUGAGAAAAUUGGGUGAUUUGGGAAUCCAUGGAGUCACAGUACCAGAAUCAUAUGGAGGUCUGGGUCUUGGCUACUUUGAGCAUUGCAUCAUUCUUGAGGAGCUCAGCAGGGUGUCAGCUGCAAUUUCACUUAGUUAUGGUGCUCAUGCCAAUCUCUGCAUCAACCAGCUUGUGAGGCAUGGCUCAGAAGAACAAAAGUCAAAAUACCUACCAAAACUUUUAUCUGGAGAGCACAUGGGUGCCCUUGCAAUGAGUGAACACAGUUCAGGGUCUGAUGUUGUAUCAAUGAAACUAAAAGCUGAUAAAAAAGGAGACUAUUAUGUUCUUAAUGGAAGCAAAUUUUGGAUCACUAAUGGGCCUGAUGCUGAUGUUGUUGUUGUUUAUGCUAAGACGGAUAUGGAAGCGAAACAUCAUGGUAUAAGCACCUUUCUUGUUGAGAAGGGUAUGCCUGGGUUCUCAGCAAGUAAGAAACUGGACAAACUUGGGAUGCGAGGAUCAAAUACUUCUGAGUUAAUUUUUGAAGACUGCAAGGUACCAGCUAAAAAUCUGCUUGGUGGCUUGAACAAAGGUGUCUAUGUCUUAAUGAGUGGCUUGGAUAUAGAGAGGCUUAUUCUUGCUGUAGGUCCGGUAGGGGUCAUGCAAGCUGCCAUUGAUAUUGCAUUUCCAUACUGCCACACGAGGAAGGCAUUCAACAAACCCAUUGGCCAUUUCCAACUGAUGCAAGGCAAGAUGGCGGAUAUGUAUGUGAAACUGAACGCUACACGGUCUUACGCCUACACUGUUGCUAGAGCAUGUGAUAAGGGUCACAUUGAGAGCAAGGAUUGUGCUGGUGUUGCGUUAUUUGCAGGUAUAAAUGCCACUCAAGUUGCAUUGGAUGCUAUUCAAUGUCUCGGUGGUAAUGGAUACAUCAACGAAUAUUCAACUGGGCGGCUUCUCAGGGAUGCAAAACUUUUUGAAAUCGGUGGAGGGACCAAUGAGAUUCGUAGAUUGCUAAUCGGACGAGAAAUUAAUAAACAAUUUAAAGAGUAACACGUGCUUUCAAAUUUAUUUAAAUCCUUUCAAAUCCUUUCCAUCCAUAAAUACCUUUUACAAAAUUAACAUUUUUAGGUUUUUAGAAUUGUAUUUUAUACAAGCAUGACAUUAAUAAAUAUUUCGGGAUAAGAAUAUAUAAUUAAGAUGAUUUUCGAAAAAAGAUAUUCCAGUCUCGCCUUUAAUUGUAAUAUAUUUUAUAGCCUGAGGAAUGGAUGAAUAGACUCUUUUGGCUCUAGUAUACUCCAGGUUAAAUUUGAUGUUGUGUGAUGAUAUAAAUCCAUUUGUGUGGUUUUUGAACACAAAGUUUUCUAUUUUGCCCUUUUGACUCAAUGAAAUCCUUAGAAAGUUACAUUUAACGCUGCGAAAAAGGCAAACAUCACCUUUUAGCAUUCCAAUUUUGUACAAACUUAUCUUGUAAAUAUUUUCUCAUAGAUAUUGAAUUUUGCAGCAAUCCUCAUUAGCUGUUAGUUAUCGGUUUCCGCUCUUUUUAUUUAUAAGCAUUGAUACCCAAAAAGGGAAAGCAAUAA